This is a messenger RNA of Arabidopsis arenosa, 889 nucleotides long. The record is from the annotation of a GenBank genome assembly. Lineage: Eukaryota; Viridiplantae; Streptophyta; Magnoliopsida; Brassicales; Brassicaceae.
AUCGAAGGUGCUUCGCAUUCUCGAGCGUCUCUGGUGCUUCGAUUUAUGGUAAUCAAGAGGAUGGGAAGAAAGAAGAAUCCGAGAGAAAUUACGCUUCGGCGGAGGAAGGAGAUGAAGUGGUUUACCAGAAAACGCUGAGAUUAGUGGAGUGUGCCAUGUUCGCUGCUGUCACUGGCCUUGUUUACUUUCUCAGCAAUUCUCUCGCCAUUGAGAAUUACUUUGGGUGUUUCUUCUCACUACCAAUUGUGAUUUCUUCUAUAAGAUGGAAUAUUGCUGGUGGCAGGAAGACAAUGGUUGCUACUGUCAUGCUAUUGUUCAUAUUAUCAGGUCCGGUCAAAGCAUUAACUUACUUUCUUACUCAUGGUCUUGUGGGGCUUGCACUGGGAUCAUUGUGGAGGAUGGGGGCAAGCUGGCGUCUCUCGAUUUUCGUGUGCACAAUGGUUCGAGCAUUGGGUCUCAUAGGCUAUGUUCUGACAUCAUCCUUCUUAAUAAGAGAAAACAUUCUUGCUGUGAUCACAAUUAACAUCCACGCCUCUCUCUCUUAUGUUUUCACGGCCAUGGGACUGAACAUAAUGCCUUCAAUGAGCCUCAUUUAUAUGAUAUUUGGGACAGUGCUGUUGCUAAACAGUGGAUUCUUUGUGUUGUUGCUGCAUCUCCUAUACUCGAUCUUCCUCACAAGACUCGGAAUGAAAUCUUCGUUGAGAUUACCAGCUUGGUUGGACAAGGCUAUAUGAUGGGAAUCAGGAUCUCUGUUCAGCUCCUAUUUUUGCAGCUCCAUUGGAGAAUCCAAACAUGGUUUGAGCAAUUAUGGUGGAACAUAUAUGUAGUACUUCUAAAGUAGGUGGUGAUGUCUAUAUGCAUAUAUAAUGGAUAAAAAGAAUUCAUGAAC